This is a messenger RNA of Micromonas commoda, 687 nucleotides long. RefSeq lists its product with no specific name. Gene Ontology annotation, cellular component: large ribosomal subunit; ribosome. Gene Ontology annotation, molecular function: large ribosomal subunit rRNA binding; structural constituent of ribosome. The transcript is spliced from 3 exons. The coding region runs from base 29 to 538 and encodes 169 amino acids. Gene Ontology annotation, biological process: translation. Lineage: Eukaryota; Viridiplantae; Chlorophyta; Mamiellophyceae; Mamiellales; Mamiellaceae. The record is from RefSeq and is a predicted model, not a curated record.
GCGCAGGGGCUCCCGCUGCGUGACCAGCAUGGCGGCGAAGAUCGCGGGCUACAUCAAGCUCGCCAUCGAGGCGGGCAAGGCGAACCCCGCCCCUCCCAUCGGUCCGGCGCUUGGUGCCAAGGGUGUGAACAUCAUGAUGUUCUGCAAGGAGUACAACGCCAGGACCCAGGAUCAGGCGGGCAUGAUCAUCCCCGUCGAGAUCACCGUCUUUGAGGACAAGUCCUUCACCUUCGUCCUCAAGACCCCUCCCGCCGCCGUCCUCAUCAAGAAGGCUGCGGGCAUCUCCAAGGGCGCCGCCAAGGGUGUCGGCGAGAAGGUCGGCUCCAUCACCCGCGAUCAGCUCGAGGAGAUUGCCAAGACCAAGCUCCCCGACCUCAACGCCGACAAGAUUGAGUCCGCCAUGCGCAUCGUCGCUGGCACCGCCCACAACAUGGGCGUGACCAUCGAAGGCUGGGAUAUCGAGGAGUCCAAGGCUGGCUUCCGCGAGGAGAAGGCGGCCAUCUGGGGCUUGAAGCCCGAGCAGCUCACGAAGGCCUAAACGUCGGUUCGGUGUCGGUCGCCGACGACGACGAGGGAGUGAGUCACCCAGCGCGCAUUAUUUUGGAAAGGUAGGAUUCAUUGUAGAGAGUGUGAGCCUCGCGCCCGAGGGGAGCGAGUUGGCUGUAAAUAAGACACGAGGUCUAACGU